Molecule: messenger RNA, 1275 nt
Organism: Schistosoma guineensis
Lineage: Eukaryota; Metazoa; Platyhelminthes; Trematoda; Strigeidida; Schistosomatidae
Source: the annotation of a GenBank genome assembly
AUGGGCAAUCAACUGUUCAACUCAUGUCAAUAUAACGAAGCAGUUCAAUGCUAUACACAUGCUAUCACCCAACAACCAAAUAUUUCUUCGUAUUAUUCAAACAGAGCGUUGUGUUAUAUUCAAAUGCAAGAUUAUUCAAAAGUUUUAUCUGAUUGCAGACAGCCUUUAAAACCAGUGUCAGACAUUUGUAUCAUGAAUAUUUCCUACAAAAGGCUGGUUUCCAUGGUGGACAAUGGAUCUGGACAGCAUGGUUCUCAAUUCUUCAUAACUUUGGGAGAUGAUCUUAGUUACCUGGAUGACACGCAUACAGUUUUCGGCUAUAUUGCUGAGGGAAUGGACUUCGUUGAAAGGAUAAAUGAGGUGUACUGUGAUAAAAAUGGUCGGCCGUUCCGAAAUGUCAGGAUACAUCAUACAAUUGUUCUUGAUGACCCAUUUGAUUCACCGAAAAUGAUUCGUUAUCCUGACUCUCCACCCUCAAUAAACGUCUCUACAUUUGACACUAGAUUAGAAGAGGAUGAAGAACUAGAUGAUACGGAAGGACUUUCACCUACACAAGUGGAGGAACUGAAGAUAGAGCAAGAAGUUAGAACUCAUACUCAGCUUCUUACAUUGAUAGGCGAUUUACCAGAUGCUAAUGUUAAACCUCCAAAUAAUGUACUUUUUGUGUGUAAACUAAAUCCGGUAACCACAAGCGAGGAUUUGGAGAUUAUCUUCAGUCGGUUUGGUGAAAUCAAAUCAUGUGAAGUAAUUAGAGAUAAACGUACUGGUGCUUCUCUUCAGUAUGCUUUCAUAGAAUAUGAGAAAGAAGCUGAUUGUGAAGAUGCCUAUUUCAAAAUGGACAAAGUCGUUAUUGAUGAUAGACGUAUCCAUGUGGAUUUCAGUCAGUCGGUUGCUCGUGAAUGGCAGUCUUACGGAAAAGAUAAGCUUGCACGUGUCCAACCUUCUUCUGAGUCAAAAAAAUCACGAGACAUAAAACAAGCUUGUUUACCUAGAUCACCAGAACGAAAUAGUAGGAGAAAUUACCCCCAGCAUUCUCAUAGCCAUGAAAAUAAGAAAAAGAAAUAUAGUCCUAUAAGACGCAGAUCUCCAUCUGUAUUAGGUGAGGAAUAUGAUUUGGUAAUUUCAGAUGAGUCUGAUUCCUCAUCAUUAUCGGUGAAUCCCCGGGGGAAAUCCAAAUGGAAAGAUCAUUUAGGGCCAAGCAAGUCAUUCAGAAAGCACCACAAAAAACACAAAGAGAGAAAAAGCAAACAUAAGAAACACCAUUCACGAUACUAA